Messenger RNA from Abrus precatorius (Indian licorice), 2805 nucleotides. RefSeq names its product tRNA (cytosine(34)-C(5))-methyltransferase-like. Gene Ontology annotation, molecular function: tRNA (cytidine-N5)-methyltransferase activity; RNA binding. The record is from RefSeq and is a predicted model, not a curated record. Gene Ontology annotation, biological process: RNA methylation. The transcript is spliced from 14 exons. Bases 105 to 2546 code for a protein of 813 amino acids. Lineage: Eukaryota; Viridiplantae; Streptophyta; Magnoliopsida; Fabales; Fabaceae.
GAGGCGCGAAAGCCCAAUUAGUGCACACGAGCAGUUGCCAAAAUCAAAACCCUACCGAAAACUGAAGACGUUAGCGCCUUGUGAAGCAGUUACAUUAGAUAACAAUGGGAGGCAGUGGAAGAUCACGCACUCAGAGAAAGCAUUUCCGUCAAAGCAGAGAAAACAUUUGGAAGCGUUCCAAAUCGGAGUCCGAUCCUUCUUCACUCUCUGAUACCCAAAAUCCUACUUGGACUCCAUUCGCCACUCAGAACUCCUCUUUCGAUUCCUAUUACAAAGAGCAACGAAUAGUAGAACCGCAACAGUGGGAUCAAUUCGUUUCAGUUCUCAGAACUCCAUUACCCGCAACCUUUCGAAUCAACUCUAGUAGCCAGUUUUCCGACGACAUUCGUUCUCAAUUGGAGAAUGACUUUGUGCAUUCUCUUCGUGACGAGGUUGCUGAAGGGGGUGAGACAGAGGCCAUUCGGCCAUUGCCGUGGUAUCCUGGGAAUUUUGCUUGGCAUUCUAAUUUUUCUCGGAUGCAGCUUAGGAAGAACCAAACACUUGAGAGGUUCCAUGAAUUCUUAAAACUAGAAAAUGAGAUUGGAAAUAUUACAAGACAGGAAGCUGUCAGUAUGGUUCCUCCCCUCUUCUUGGAUGUGCAUUCAGAUCAUUUUGUACUUGAUAUGUGUGCUGCACCAGGUUCAAAAACAUUCCAAUUGCUUGAGAUUAUACACCAGUCAACCAAAACAGGAUCAUUACCAAAUGGAAUGGUUAUUGCAAAUGAUCUGGAUGUCCAAAGAUGUAAUCUUCUUAUCCACCAAACAAAAAGAAUGUGCACAGCCAACCUAAUUGUUACAAAUCAUGAAGCACAACACUUUCCAGGAUGCCGUUUAAACAGAAAUUAUGAAAGGAUGGAGUUAGAUCACAAUUUUGGCCAACUGUUAUUUGACCGUGUUCUGUGUGAUGUGCCAUGCAGUGGAGAUGGUACCCUUCGAAAGGCACCUGAUCUCUGGAGGAAAUGGAACACAGGGAUGGGACAUGGUCUUCACAGUCUACAAGUUUUAAUUGCUAUGCGAGGCGUAUCUUUACUUAAAAUUGGUGGAAGAAUGGUUUAUUCAACGUGCUCAAUGAAUCCUAUUGAGAAUGAAGCUGUGGUUGUUGAGGUUUUACGGAGGUGUGGAGGAUCUGUUAAACUUGUUGAUGUCUCUUGUGAGCUUCCACAACUUAUUCAUCGGCCAGGUCUCAAUAGAUGGAAGGUAUAUGACAAGGGCACUUGGUUAGUCUCUUACAAAGAUGUUCCUAAGUUCCGUAGAAGUGUAAUUCUUCCCAGUAUGUUUCCUUCUGGUAGAGACCAACAGGAUCCUAUUGAUAGUAGUUGUAAUGCUGACAUAGGAGAUGACAUUAGUAGUAGUGUUAAUGGAAAUGCUGGAGAUGGUAGUCAAGCAGUAGAGAAUCCUGUGACGACUGAGUCUGCUGAGGAAGUUUCUGAUUUCCCUCUAGAGCACUGCAUGAGGAUUGUGCCCCAUGAUCAGAACACUGGAGCCUUCUUCAUUGCUGUAUUGCAAAAAGUUUCUCCUCUGCCAGGAACUCCAGAAAAAACUAGAAAGGAAAUUGAUGAGCAAUAUGUAGAACCAGCAAACCAGAGUCUUCAGGAUGCAUAUGAAGAAGUCUUAAACACAGUUUCAAAUGACAAUGAACCCAAUGCAGAAGAUUUGGAAGUUAGCCCGAUCACAUGUGAAGAACAUAAUUCAGAGGAAACUCAAGUGCCCCAUAAUGUACAAAACAUUGUAAAGAGGGUUCCGGGCAAGAGAAAGCUACAAAUACAAGGCAAAUGGAGAGGUGUUGACCCUGUUGUCUUUUUCAAAGAUGAAGCAAUUAUUAAUAGUAUAAGGGAUUUUUAUGGAAUCGAUGAGCGUUUCCCAUUUAAUGGUCACCUUGUUACAAGAAACAGUGAUACUAGUCAUGUGAAGAGAAUUUACUAUAUCUCCAAAUCAGUCAAGGAUGUUCUUGAAUUGAACUUUAAAGUCGGGCAGCAACUUAAAAUAACCUCAAUUGGCCUGAAGAUGUUUGAAAGGCAAACAGCACGAGAAGGUAGCUCUGCACCAUGUGCUUUCCGGAUAUCAUCUGAAGGAUUGCCUCUUAUUCUCCCAUACAUUACCAAACAGAUUCUGCAUGCAUCACCGACAGACUUCAAGCAUCUUCUGCAGAACAAGGAUAUAAAGUUUGCAGAUUUUGUUGAUGGCGAGUUUGGUGAAAAGGCAGCAAACCUAAUGCCAGGCUGUUGUGUGGUAAUUCUGGGUAAAGGAAAGAGAGUUGUUACAGAGUCCCUCAAGGUGGAUGAGUCAACAAUAGCCAUUGGAUGCUGGAAGGGUAGGGCGAGAUUGACAGUGAUGGUUACUGCAAUGGACUGCCAAGAACUACUUGAAAGGCUUUUAAUACGUUUUGACACUGAAAAGUGUUCUCCUGGGCAUGUGGACAAAUCUUCCAAGGAUGUGGUAGGUGAAAUACAGCCUGUACAAGAGUUGAACAGUAAAGAUGAUGAUGAUGUGAAAGCUCUUGCUAGCUAAAAAGCGACAAAUUAAGAUACUUAUUACUCAAUCAUUACUAAUUUUGUCCUUCACCGGUUCACCCACGAAAUGUUAGUGAAAAAAUUGCUUGUUUUUGUUAACCUUUUCAUUAUUUUCGAUGCCACAGACGUUGGUCCAUUUUUGUAUUAAUAGCAUUCUAUAGCUUUGGUUAAAUGUUUAUGGGGAACUCAUACGGUUGGGAGGUUCAAAAUGAAAAAUAGCUCCGUAAUCUAUUCAAACCUGCACAUAUUUUAAAUUU